GGCUCUAUUUUUACUUUCAAUUUCAAUUUCAUUCCAAACGGGAAAUAAGGUAGGAAAGUUCUCUUUGUUCUUCUGCCAGCGAAGAGGUUCCAACGCACCGCCCCGGACUCCGAAAGAGCUUCCAAGAAUUGGGGCACAAGAAUCUUCCGGAAGCCAAGUCAAUCAAAACAUACCCACUCAAUUAACCUUUUGGUCUAGAAGAUUCUUGUGCCGUGUUUAUCUAUCUCAAUUCGAUCGGGAAUGUUGAAUUGACUAUUUAUUCGUUACACUCGAUUUUAUAGCGUCCUUUCCAAUUUCGCUUUCACGAGGGAUCUUGGAAGGAAGUCUCCUUCCAGAUAAGGAUCUUGGAGAUUUCUUUAAUUUGAGGUGCUCUUGGAGCUGUUGUUAUGGAUGCCUGUGAGAUUGUUCGUUGCAUUAAUUGGCGGGGAGAUUAGGGUUUUGAGAGCUUCAUAAAAAGUCCUUGCAUCUGUUUGAUGUAUCUGGUUAUAAUCAAAGAGGGUGAUAGGUUUGUGAACCAACGGUCAUUGAUUUCGCCGGGUGUUCUCAGGCCAUUGGAUUUGAAGUUGGAGCAGAAAGUGUUUCGGGGUUGGAUCUCAAUACACAAGUGGAACAAGGAGUUCUAUAUACUGCCCGGAGGAUAAUUGGGUCAACCCAGACCUGUUGGGUUUGCAUAAUACUCCGUAAUAAUUUUACCUGAAGAUGGAGUCAACCCAAGAUUCAACUUUGUCAACUAAUGUAGCGGGUUUGGUAGAAGGGACUUCUUCUAGUGGAAGAGUGGUUUAUUAUAUUGAUUCUCUACCCAUAUAUGCUAAGGAGUUAAUUGCCGGAGGUGCUGCUGGUGCGUUCGCUAAAACUUCUGUUGCGCCCUUGGAACGUGUUAAAAUACUUCUUCAGACAAGAACAGAAGGAUACCGGUCCCUCGGAGUCUCCCAAUCCCUUAAAAAGCUAUGGAAGCAAGAAAGUUUUAUGGGAUUUUACAAGGGAAACGGAGCAAGUGUUCUUCGGAUUGUUCCAUAUGCUGCCUUGCAUUUUAUGACAUACGAGCGGUACCGAAGUUGGAUAUUGGACAACUAUUCGGUAUUAGGAACGGGGCCCAUUGUGGACCUCUUGGCUGGUUCGGUAGCAGGAGGGACUGCAGUGUUAUGUACUUAUCCCUUGGAUUUGGCUCGCACUAAAUUGGCUUACCAGAUUGUGGACAGAAGUGUAGACAAUGAAAUGAGAGGUCCUCGUACUCAACCUGCUGCGUACAACGGCAUAAAACAUGUUUUCCAGUCUGUUUAUAGAGAGAGUGGGGUCCGUGCACUCUACCGUGGUGUAGGCCCCACGCUGUUCGGGAUUCUUCCAUAUGCUGGAUUGAAGUUUUACAUUUAUGAGGAGCUUAAGAGUCGGGUGCCAGAAGAGUAUGAGAAAUCCAUUAUGAUGCGUCUUUCUUGUGGAGCUCUUGCUGGUCUCUUUGGUCAGACUUUCACUUAUCCUUUGGAUGUCAUUAGGCGGCAGAUGCAGGUGGAACAAGGGAAGGGAGGUAAAUAUGGCAGCACAAGGGAGGGGUUUCGGGUCAUUGUUCGUGAGCAGGGCUGGAGACAGUUGUUUGCUGGUCUCAGCAUUAAUUAUAUCAAGAUCGUUCCAUCUGUGGCAAUUGGCUUCACCGCCUAUGAUGUCAUGAAGGCCUGGCUUCGCAUCCCCCCUCGCCAUCGUAAAGAAAAAUCUGUGCCUUAGAUACAUAUACAUAUACAUAUAUAUAGAGAGAGAGAAAACUUCAUGUCCAGCCGGC
This is a messenger RNA of Cuscuta epithymum, 1771 nucleotides long. The record is from the annotation of a GenBank genome assembly. Lineage: Eukaryota; Viridiplantae; Streptophyta; Magnoliopsida; Solanales; Convolvulaceae.